AAACUUGCUCUUUAUUUUAAAGCAGAACUUGAAAAUGUUACAGACGUUGGACCAAGCAACGAAGCAUAUGAAUGGCACUUUAAGUUUGAUAAUAAAUCUAUUAAACCAUAUACCAAUGAAAAUAGUGGACAAUUUUCUCAGAUGGCAAUUAUUGAGUGCAGAGGAUUAGAAUUUGUUGAUUUUGAUCCAAGGACUGGUUUUAAAGCUAAAGGUGCUGAAAGCAAAACGAUUUUUGACGACAUUGAUUUAACGUCGAAACAAGAUUGGGCAGAAUAUGAUGAAGAGGCAGGAGUUCCUGUUGGGAUUUCCGAG
Dentiscutata erythropus is the source of this 312-nucleotide messenger RNA. The record is from the annotation of a GenBank genome assembly. NCBI's taxonomy places the organism in Eukaryota, Fungi, Glomeromycota, Glomeromycetes, Diversisporales, Gigasporaceae.